Zootoca vivipara (common lizard) is the source of this 8107-nucleotide messenger RNA. Lineage: Eukaryota; Metazoa; Chordata; Lepidosauria; Squamata; Lacertidae. The record is from RefSeq and is a predicted model, not a curated record.
GGCGUUCCCCUCCAAAAAAAGCCCAACAACUCUGGCAAUCCUCCCUCAAAAAGCUCAACAACUCUUGGCCAUCUCCCCCCAUUUUCUUAAUUUGGGGUCCCCAAAAGUAAGGGGCAUCUUAUACUUGGGGGCGUCUUAUACACAGGAAAAUACGGUGUGUUGAGAAAGACUCUGGCUUUAAUGUGGAUAAUGUAAUUAUAUAGUCUAGUCACUAGGUCGCACUUGGUACAGUAUAGUGGUGGAGUCAAGAUCCACCAGUUGCUUUUUCUGUUACUGUUUAACAGAGGCAAUAAAGUUCUUACCUAGCUUCCUAACUGGUGUGUCAUCUAAGGCUUAAUAACAGUUUAUGGCGAACUCACUAUGUGUAGAUUGUGGUCUUACAUGUAUACUGGGCCCAGUACACACAUCCGAGUCUAAGAUUGCAGCUACUGUACAGCAUACAGUUAAAUCUCUAUAGUUUCUACAGUCUUUUUAUAAAUUUUAUGAUAUUUGCUAUUUAUAAAUACUGCUUUCAUUAGUCUUACGACCUUUGCAGAAGAAUUUUUAGAUCUAAAUCUCCAAAUUCUUUAAUCUUUUCUGUAUUCAAGUCCAUUUAAAAAUGAGAGGUGUUUUUUUGUCAACUAUAAUGGGCUCCAAGAGAAGAUACACUUAAAGGCAAUUAUUUCUGUGACAAUGUGUUAAUUUUUUUUUUAAGGAUCAGCUGUCAUGUGCUGCUUUGGUUGCACCAAUUCUACCUCUAGCACAUUUAAAUAACCACAUAUUAGAAAUUGAUGCAGGGAGAAGUAGGGCCCUGUCUGUUACUUUCAGAUAAGAAUGUAUAUGGUUCAAAUGUUUUCAGGUUACAUGCUGUGGAAAGGGAAAGUUAUUACUUCUCCCAAAGUUUCAGGUGGCUUAAAAAAAUUAAAAAUAAGCAAUACAAACUGUUGAAACAUUGCAGUGAAAUGAGCAUAAACAGCUUUUGAUGAUGUCUACAUUAAUCUGCAUUAAUUAGCAAAUGACAUCACAAGUGUUCUGGGGAGCACAAUAGUUUGCUCGCUAUUUUCUGACACUUUUGUUGGUUCUUAUUGCUUAGCUCUGAUUUUCGUUUUAAUACAAAGAGUUGCCAUUGGUGUAGAAGAGGCCACCAGAUACUGUAAGAAGAGAGUCGUAAUUGCUUUUGGGACUCAUCCACACAACCAUUUGUCUCAUGCCUAGAGAGUACAGAUCUGAGUGUUUUUCCGCUUGACCUGCAAUUUUCAAGCAUGGGUUCAAGUGUUUUCCCCUUUGCUCCUCUCCUUUCCCAGGGAAACACCUUUUUUUAAAGCUAAAUUGGAGCACAUGUCAAUCUAGAGGAAACCUGAUUUGUCGAAUGCUAAAGAGCAGUUUUCUCUGGGGUGGAAGCAGCAGGACAAGAGGAAAUGUGAAUAAUCCCUUAGACAACAGUAGGCUUUCUAAAGAAGUGCAAACACAUUUAUUGGAUUAAUUUUAAACCUCUUCGCAUUUUAUGAUCCUUUCAAUAGAAGUUAUUAAAAUGCACAGAAGAAGGAAGCUGACACACAACAUUGUUUCACAAAGCUAUUCAACAUGGGUAACACUAUACAGUAGUAUUCUUUCCAAGUUACUUGCAAGUCUAAAACAAGAGUCAUAUCCAGACUAAGUUGAGGAGCUGAGUUGUUCAUGGCUCAAUGUCCACUGAAAUUAAUUGGACUUUAAUUCAACUAACCGAGUCUCAGUUCAACCCUAUAGGUUAUUCCUGUCGUACAGACUGCAUUAUGAUUAUGGUUAUUUGUCUAGUAUCUGGCCGUGUUUCUAGAAUUUGCUAUCUCUGCAUUAUAAUCUCACCUAUUGAAAGGUACCGUUUGAGCUGAUAUCAACAGAGGUAGAUUCUGUUUUCUAUAAGAAUGCUGUUUAGUUAAGGUUGUUCCUUUCAAAAUUUGCUUCCUUCACUAUGCAAGCAGGCUUCAAUGGUCUCAGAGAUUAUUUUGCCUGCUUAUAGAUAGGUUUGGAAGCCUGGAAUUUUCAGUUUAUGUUAAAAUUAUUGCCAAUUACAUAUAAUGCAUAUGGCAGAAAAAUAUACUGUAGUGCAUUUUAAAACGGCAAAUACAGUUGAAUAAAAGAGCAUAACUGGGGAUUGGAUGUGUAUCCAAUACCGUAUGUAUUGAGCUUAAUCAAAGUUAAUAGUCAUUGUGAAAGAGGAUAGUUCAUUCUUCUUUCUGUCAGAAAAAUCUAGGCCCAGAACUUGAGAAUUCUAGGGUAUAUAAAAGCAAAAAAUAAAGAUAGAUUAUUGGUAGUUCUCCCCCCCCCCAAGCAAAUAGCUGCUAGAUAUUUUUCAGAUCGACUUACUACACUGAUCAUGAGUCAUAACUAUAAGAGCUUGUCCAGGCAAUCUUUUCAAAGUGUUUUCUAUGCCAUUUUAGCCAUUGUGGAAUAGUCUUACAAGUUCUAAUCACAGAUAUUUGGGCUGUGUGGUGGCAAUAACUACUUGGGGAGUGUAAAAGCUUUGGUGCAACAGGUUAGCUAUGUUGUUGUUUCUCUCCUGCCUUUCUAAAGAAAAGCUGGAUAAGUGGUACUGCAGUGCUGAAGAUGGUGAUUAUUUAGCAUAAGAACAAGUAGUUUUGAAUAGCCCCUUUCUUUCAGCCAUACAAAGUCUAAAAACUAACAUAAAUGUGAGUGUGUAUGUGGAAGGGAGGAGAAAAGGAGAGAAGCAAACAGGCUGAGAGCACGAGAAAAGGCCAUAAAGGGUAACAUCAUUUCUACUAUAUUGAACGAAAGUUGAAGACCAGUUAUAUCUGUUGAUAAUAGGUAUUGCUGCUUUUAACUGUUUUGAGAGACGUAAUUGCAGAUCGUAAAGGGUUUUUUUUUGUUGUUGUCUAGCUCAAGCUAUUAGUGAGUAAGAUCUACCAAAACGUGGAACCACGUUAGCAGUCUUUAGGCUUAAAUAGGGGUGUGGGUGGCUCUGUGGUCUAAACCACCGAGUCUUUUGAGCUUGCUGAACAUAAGGUUGGCACUUUGAAUCUGCAUGACGGGGUAAACUCCUGUUGUUUUGUCCCAGCUCCUACCAACCUAGCAGUUUGAAAGCAUACCAGUGUGAGUAGAUAAAUAGGUACCACUGCGGUGGGAAGGUAAAUGGUGUUUCCAUGCUCUCUUGCUUCCUUUACGGUGUUCCAUUGCGCCAGAAGUGGUUUAUUCAUGCUGGCCACAUGACCCGGAAAGCUGUCUGUAGACAAACACCACCUCCCUCAGCCUGAAAGCAAGAUGAGUGCCAAACCCCCAUAGCUGAAUUUGACUGGAUUUAACCGCCCAGGGAUCCCUUAGCUUUUUUUUACCUUUAGGUUUAAAUAGGACCUAGUUCUAUUGAACGUAGUCCUCUUGACUGUAUCAUCUGUUUUUGAGGAUAAAUAGAUUUUGUAUCUUUAUAGGUUUACUUGGAAGCAAGUCCUAUUGCAUCUAUUGGGACUUAUUUCCCAGAAAGCAUGCAUAGAAUUUUAGCCUCUGCUUCACCACCGUGAAGCACACAGCAUUCCAUGAUCUAGUACAGGCAUCCCCAAACUUUGGCCCUCCAAAAGUUUUGGACUACAAUUCACAUCAUCUCUGACCACUGGUCCUGUUAGCUAGGGAUCAUGGGAGUUGUAGGCCAAAACAUCUGGAGGGCCGCAGUUUGGAGAUGCCUGAUCUAGUAUUUUUCCCCUAAAGGGAAAAAGUUCAUGCGGUUCCAACUAGAAGUGUGGGAAGAGUCCCUUCUGGCUCAUUGUUUGGUGGGAGUUCAUUUGAGUGGGGAGUUUACAGAUCUUGGCUGUUGUAACUUCUGCAAUUCAGAUGCACAGUUUUCAGCCUUCGAAAUCACGGAAAUUGUUAUCACCAGGAUCUCUGAGUUCCUGGCUUUUAUAUUAUGGUUGUUCAAGUGAAGGAACGCUCAAGUAUGACCUGGAGAGUUCAUGUGAAGGAACAAUAUAACCUUCAUCUACUCUAGGUUGGGUUUUAGAUAAUUCUUCUCUAAUGCCCAACAUUUCCCAUGUGUCCUACUCUGUUACUGGUGCUUUUUUAUAAGUCCACGAGCAACAGCAUCUUAAAAUUAUUAUUACAAUGGCAGGUAGCACCAUGGCUUUAUAAUAGGUGCUUUCUUGCUGCUUGAGGGUUGGGAGACUCUCUGAAACAGCAUUAGAGAAAACUAGAAGAAGCUCGUUUAUGGAUGAACAUAGGACUUUUAAAUUCCAGUCAAAUAUAUAACCCAGUAGUUAUCCAUAUUUGUUUCCAGCUUUAAGCAAAACACACAGGUGGAGAAUGCAGAUAACUAGAAAUGUGACAGUUUUGAUAUUAGCAAAGUUAGAUAUAGAUUUUAAGUGUUAUGCCAGAUGUAUUUCACUUAAGGCUAAAAUCCAGGCAACUGCCGGAUUUUAUAUUUUCAAAAAUUGGAACCAUUAUUUCUUUCAUUUUCCCAGCAGUCCUAGGUGUGACCUGAAACCUACACAGCACAGUAGAGCCUAAUCCGAUUAAAUCUGCUAUCUCUUCCUAUCCUCCUAUUUCUGGCUAAAUUUAGACUUCGCAGCAUCACCAUCUAACCCAGUUUUCUACUGUACCUCUCUCUUCCAUCCACUCCCCUGCCCCUCCCCCAAUUUGCUUAAUAUCCAGUCUGAUUAGGAGCUUUGGUGAACUCAGAAACUAUUUUGUAUAUGCACCAUGAAUGAACCAACUUCUAGUGGAAGUGGGCAAGACUUUGAUGUAUUUAGUGUAAUGGACUGGAAGGACGGAAUUGGUACCUUGCCUGGAAGUGAUCUGAAGUUUCGUGUGAAUGAAUUUGGUGCCCUAGAAGUAAUCACUGAUGAAACAGAGAUGGAAAGUGUUAAGAAGGCUACAGCUACCACAACCUGGAUGGUGCCAACUGCUCAAGAAGCUUUCUCAGAAAGGACAGAAGUACCACAAAAAUUGAAGGAAACUAGCAAGGUAGACGGGCUUCAUUUCUGUGAACAUUGUUUUCAUUCUGGAACCAUAGUGGACUUUGUAUCUGGAGAAAGAUCUUGCAGCCAAAAAUGUGCACAUCAGAUUAAAAACAAAGAGCAAAGGGAGGACAAAGAUGUAUCCGAAGUCAAUGAUGAGGACUGUUCCAAGGGCACUCAAAACAGAAAAACCAAAUCGCCCUCAAAAGGAGAAUUUAUGGAAGACAAUGUCAAGAAGUAUGAGGAAAUGGAGGAGAAACCUGAAGGGAGGAUACUAAGAGUCUCUCAGAGAGCCACACGGAAAAGGAAAAGAGAGAUGGCAGUUCUAAAACAGACUUUGAUGUCAAAGGCAAAGAAAACAUGGAGUUGGUCUUCGUAUUUGGAAGAAGAAAAGGCUACAGCAGCACCGCCUAAGAUUUUUAAAGAGUAUCAAUCCUUCCCAUACAACAAAAAUGGAUUCAGAGUUGGAAUGAAACUAGAAGGAGUGGACCCUGAGCACCAGUCAAUGUAUUGCGUGCUUACAGUAGCUGAGACUUGUGGUUACAGAAUUAGACUUCACUUUGACGAAUACCCAGAGUGUUAUGAUUUUUGGCGGAAUGCUGAUUCUUCUGAUAUUCACCCAGUUGGUUGGUGCGAGAAAACAGGACACAAACUUCAUCCACCAAAAGGAUAUAAAGAAGAUGAAUUUAAUUGGCCCUCGUAUCUGAAGAAAUGUAAGGCUCAAGCUGCUCCGAAAUCCUUGUUUGAAAACCAAAACACAACGGUGAUUCCAUCAGGGUUUCGAGUGGGGAUGAAGCUUGAAGCAGUAGACAAAAAGAACCCUGCAUUCAUAUGUGUUGCUACAGUAACUGACAUUGUGGACAGUCGUUUUCUGGUUCAUUUUGACAACUGGGAUGAGAGUUAUGACUACUGGUGUGAAGCGGCUAGUCCACAUAUUCAUCCAGUUGGCUGGUGUAAAGAGCACAGAAAGACCCUUGUAACCCCUCGAGACUAUCCACAUGCCAAGCAUUUUUCUUGGGAGAAAUAUUUGGAAGAAACUAGUUCUUUACCAGCACCUGCCAGAGCUUUUAAAGUGAAACCUUAUCAUGGAUUCCAGAAGAAUAUGAAACUUGAAGUAGUUGACAAGAGGAAUCCUGUGCUUAUCAGGGUAGCGACCGUGGUAGAAACUGAUGACCAUAGAAUUAAAGUCCACUUUGAUGGCUGGGAUAGUAUUUAUGAUUAUUGGAUCGAUGCAGAUAGCCCUGAUAUCCAUCCUGCUGGCUGGUGUGGGAAAACUGGACAUCCUCUUCAGCCCCCACUUAGUCCUUUGGAAUUGGUAGAAGCUUUAGAACAAGGAGGAUGUCCUACAGCAGGCUGCAAAGGAGUUGGACACAUAAAAAGAGCCAGACAUACGGGCCAUCACAGUGCUCUCAGCUGCCCAUAUUCUGAGAUAAAUCUGAGCAAAGAACAUAUCCUUUCAGACCGCUUAAGUGGAGAGAUGCCUCUGAGUAUUCCGCCUCUGCAUUGGAACCGGAAGCCAGAAGCAAAUGAAAGAUCUGCAUCUCCUGUAAUCAGUAAUAGAAAAUGUCCCAGUCCCGUUGUCCUAAAAUCUUCAGCUCAUCUCCAUUCAUCAAAGCAGGAAGAUACAGAGGUGAAACCUCUUUGCAAAAAGCCUCUAAUGUUUGAUGUCAAAGAAAAGAACUACAGGGGAUGCCAGGCAACUAAGGAUUUUGCAAAGAAGGACAGCUGUGCGGUCAGGAACAUGGAAAAUGAGGAGUCAUCUCUAAAUGAAUCCAAAGACACCAAGGAAUCCAAUAACAGUAGUUCCCAUCCUCAGCCAGUUAUUUUGACUUCGAAGUUGACAAUCCCAGCCUUUCCAUUGCGAUGGGAACAGCAGAGUAAACUCCUUCCUACUGUGGCUGGAAUCCCUGCCAGUAAAGUUUCCAAGUGGAGCACAGAUGAGGUGUCAGAAUUCAUACGGAGUUUGCCAGGCUGCGAGGAACAUGGCAAGGUGUUCAAAGAUGAACAAAUUGAUGGAGAAGCUUUCCUUCUAAUGACCCAAACAGAUAUAGUAAAAAUAAUGAGCAUUAAGCUAGGACCAGCCCUAAAGAUCUUCAACUCAAUCCUGAUGUUCAAGGCUGCCGAUAAGAAUUCGCACAAUGAACUCUGAUGGAAAAGUGACUACAGGGCAGCUCUCUCCAUUGCAGCUCAUGUUUUAUUCAAAGCACAAAGACUCCAAAGGAUCAUCAAGGAGGAACUCUCCAAGGCGGAAAAGUCAGAGUGGAUGGAGUGUUGAUUUUCUCCAAGAGCCUAAGCAAAGUAACACUUCUGGGAAGUGCUUAAGCUUUUUAGUAAGAUGCUCUUACAAAAGAGUGGGUACUUAAUGUUUACUGGCUGAUGGCUCUAUUUUCCCCACAACUAGCCAUCCUUAAUUUUAUCGGGGAUCCAUUAACUAAGUUAACAUACUAAAAUUAUGGAAAUAUCCUUUUCUAAGGAGACACAAAAUACACACUUCAUGAAUUUACUUCUUCAUCAGUGAAUUCCUUUGUAUUGUUUCAUCAUUUUCAUUUAAAAAAAUUGUUCACAGUUUAAAAUAAGUGAAAUAUAGUUAGUUAAUGAAGACUGUUAACAAGUCGUCUUAGUUUCACACAGCAGCUCAAAUUUAACACUUUGCUGUGUACAAUUAAUCUGAUUGAUUUAUUCCGUUGUAUGAAAACAUUGCUGGAGACCAAUGCUUUUUUUGUUUUUGUUUUUUUGCAUGAUUAAAGAAGUUUAAUGAAUAUUUCCACCAGCAUAUUUAGUAUUAAGUUACUAAAAUAAGAACUACCAACAAAAGUAAAAUUCAGGAUCUAUAUAAUUGUUUUAUGUUGCAUUAUAAUAUUUAGUCCACAAAUCUAAGACGAAAAUAGAAAUUAAAUUCUACAACUAAAAUGUCCAAUUCCUUGGGGAAAUUAAAAAUCUAUUUGAGCAGGAAUAAUGCAUUACCCUCAGUAAUUUAAAGAUAGGAAUAGAUAGGACAAGAGAUAGGGAAAAGCCCAAGCAGACAGUCAAGUAAAAUUUAUGUUACAGCUAAGAGGAAUUUUUCACUUGUAAAAGUGGUGGCCUGGCGCCCCGUGCCACUGGACCUGGGCCUAGAGACGGCCCUGCUUCAGAGCAGGGGGAAUUCGUGUGAGAGAGUUUAGGGGGUUCAUUUAGCGGCUGCAGCCGCCGCCGCA